AUGCUAGCCAAAAAGCGAGACCUCAGAAACUGGAUACAGCGUGCUUCGACUGAGCCGCACCAGGAUCCCUACGACUCGGACGACGACCUCGCUCCCGCAAAGAUGAGCGUCUCGGGCGACGAAGUCGACAACAUCGACCCUCUCGUCGAUUGGCCUGCUUUCGCUCAAGCUGCUCAACUCCAUCUCUUCUCCACCAGCACACGCCAGCGCAUCCGUUUCCUGCAACGAGAUGCCGCAAAGGCAGCGCAGCUCACCGAGCUUCAACCCAUCCAGAGAGCAGAGCUAGUCACCAUCCUACUCCGAACCUACUCACGAUACGUUGAUCGCGACUCUCGCCUCGCCUCUCUCAGCGUCUUUUCUAAGCUUAUCUCGGUAGACCAGGCAGCCGCCUCGCAAGACUCGACGGGUGCUGUCGCUAAGCAUGCCCUUGCGUGGCUCAAGAGGGAAGCCGAGCGCAUCUGCAAGCCUUCCACCGCUGCUUCCUCCAGUACCACUCUUCCCACCAUCACAGCGCUCCACGCCUACGUGUGCGCACUAUACUCCACCGUCUGCGCUUCAAGCACCGAUGCUCCCAAAGCACCAGAAUCGUCCACGUGGGAUUCGCUCGUUCAGCUCCUCGCAACCACCUACGAUGCCGUACUCGCCGAUACCAUCGGAAGAUACAGCGUAAAGAGCAACGCCAUCACGCUCACCCGGCGCACCUUGCGCAACGCGCAUGCCUACCUUCCUCGACUCAUACGCACCCUCUGCGCUACUGCAGCCCCAGCUGCAGCCAUCCGAGCUUCUGCUCUUCUCGGAGAGGCUGUCGGCGUCUGCGUCAGGCUCCGCGCAGGCUCUGAACAGGUCAAGGGUGCUCCCGACGGUGUUGGACGCAGCUGCGUCAAUCAAGCCAAGGAACAGAUUCUCGCCUUCUACACCACGCAUAUUGUCGCCUCCAAAACAGUCGUCCCAGAGCACUCGUUGAUCGCUUUCGACGAAUUCAUCGCAGAGCAGGUCACACAGGAUGAUUUCACUUCUACCCUCCGACCGCAACUUGAGAAGAUGCUUCUCCGCUCUCCUGAGGUCGUCCUCCCCAUUGCAACACGCAUCUUUGCUGCCGUCAAGCUCGACGUCGGCCCGCAUGCAAAGCCGUUGCUGACCUCAGUCGUCUCUGCCUCGAGAUCUUCCAAUGCAGCCACCCGAGCAAAGGCGUCCGCCUUCUUCUCGGUGCUAUCCGCACGCAUCAGCCAAGACGAUGCCGCCAAAUCCGCCGUCGUAGACGAGCUCCUGGCCAUUCUCAAAGGCGGCAAAGCAGCUACUCCCGAGGCCAGGACCUCCAUCUAUCUCAUGCUCUCUUCCGUCGCCCCAGGACAAGCAUCAAAGAGCUCCUCCAUCGUCGAAGUCGUUGCUUCCCUUCUCGCAAAGGAAGCGCAAGAGGCGUCCAUGCAUGCCGCUGUCCGAUGCAUCGCAGUCCACCUGGAGUGGCUCAUCGGCCAGGCAGACACCGUGCCGGCUCCGUCUGUCUCCGCAGUCUUGGUCAAAGAGAUGCAGAACUCCAAGGUCCCGAUCAGAAAGGCCGUCUGCAUGGCCAUCGGCGACCUCUUCUGGCACAUGCCCGACGAGCAGAGAGCCACAUCCGCCACCCGCACAUUUGCAGAGACGCUCUUGCCCGCCUUUGAAGCCAACCUCAAGAACGCUUCCACAAACCCGCUCACUGCUCCUGGUGGCCCUCUCGAGGGCUACGUCGCCGCUGCAGUCCUCGAAGGUCGUCUUGGCGGUCUCGGCUCUGACAAGAUCGACAACGUGGUGCGCAAGAAUGCUGCGCUCGAGGCCAUCUUGGUCGUCGACCCAAAGCCAUCCUUCCUCCUCGCCGACAAGGUCUUCCGCAAGAUCGCCACUCCCGAAGAAGAGUUGUGGCUUUCGCACGCUCUGCAAGCUGUCAUCGUGCGCCGUUCCCAGACUCUGGCCGCUGACAAGCCUGCACAGAUCCAGGUUGCUCUCGCUCUCAUCCACAUCCUCUUUCACGCAACGGGCCCUAGCUCGAAGCGUUCGGUCCUCACCCUGGUACAAAACCUUGCGCAGACCGAACCCAUUCUCAUACACGACAUCAUCACAUCGGGCAUCUCCGCCUUUCUCGAACAGUCCCAAGCACAUACGAGUGGAUCCGUUUCAUCAGCUUCCAAGCCGAACGGCACAGCCUCCUCGACGUCGGCGACCGGUGCGGCUGCGGCAUCUGCUUCCGCCGACGCCGAAGACGCAAAGCCGUCUGCCGAGACCCGCGCACGCGACUUGCGCCGUCUUUUGUCCGCGGCUUCUUCCUUCUCCGAACAACUCGAUCCGGAGGCCAGGAAGAAGACGCUCGUAGAUACGCUCGUCCUCUCGCAUCACGCCGAUCUGCUCGACCGCGGCACCUCGUGCUUCACGGAUCUCACUUUCAAGGCCAAGAUCCUUCCCGUCGAUCUCAUCACCUCCAAGCAGCAGGACCUCCUCUCGGUCGUGCGCACUGCCAUCGAUGAUGCAAGCAUGCGUGAAGCCGGAUUCGCCGCCCUCACGACGCUCGUACGUUUGGCUCCCGACUCUGUCAUGGCCGAGCUCGUCACGCAGAUUGAGGCAGACUCUCCCUUUGACGAUCUCCGUGCUCUCACGCAAAACGAUCUGGGCAUGUGGCGCACCGAGCCCGGCACCUUGUACGUCGACGUUCUCUCCGCAACCAAGGACGAUACCGUCGACAAGAACAACAAGAAUGCAAAGAUGGAGCAGUGGGAGGCUGAGCUUCGUGCCGACAUUGCCAAGAAGAAGGCAGCUCAGAACAAGACGCUCACCAAGGACCAGAAGGCGGCUGUCGAAGCGCAAUCCAAGAUCGAGGCACAAGCUCGCGCCAAGGUCGAAGAGAUCCGAGCCCGCUAUGUGCGUUCACUUCGCACCGUCUCCUCCAUCGUUGGCGCUCGAACUGACGAGAUCGAGGGAUACAUGCAGACGCUCGUCAACUUUGUGAUCGCUACGUGCGAGAUCUCACAAGCUCGCUUCCUGUUCGAAAAGGACGCAAAAGAGGCCUUCUGGGCUCUGUCGAGCUGCUGUUCCCUGCGACUCGAAGCUUACUCCAUGUUCGUCGGUGUUGCGCUGCUGCGCAGCAUCGAUCAGGAGCUGGUCCGCGAGGACUUCCGCGCUGAACCUAUCAACGAGCUCGUCCUUCGAAUCCUGUAUCGACUGCGUUCCUUGUCCGAACAGUCUCCUCUGGAUCCCGCUUCUGUUGCCUUCAUCGACCCGCUCAUCGUACGCAUCGUGCGUGCCGGUGGCUUUGGAGUGGAUGCCGAAGAUACAGACUCGGUGCUAGAGCAAAUCCAGCUGUCGCUCGACUUCAUCGACUUCCAUGGCUCCGCUUGCGAAGACAUGCGUUAUCCACGCUCGUCCUUUAUCGACAGUCUCGUCACUAUCGUCGCCAAGCACACUCAGAUCUCCAAGGAUGCUGUCUCGGCGCUGCGUGAUCUGGGCGAGGCGCUCCGAGCCACUGCGCUCCCCGCUGAGGUCCAGAAGCUGCUCUCCAAUACCAUGGUCGACGAAGUGUACGUCCGCAAUGGCUGUCUCCAAGCCAUUCAGCCGCUCGAUCUCACCGACCUCGACUUCCCUGUGGAGCUUUGGCUGGCCUGCCACGACGAGGACGAGGAGAAUGCUCGACUCGCCGAGAAGGCGUGGGAGGAAAAUGGUCUCGACGUGCCAGAGUCGUUUGCCGAUCCGCUCAUCCCUAUGCUCGAGCACAAGAACACCUACGUACGCGACAGCUGUGCCCGCGCUCUGGCGGCCGCCACUGAACAGCAUCCUGAGCAGGUGUCGAGCGUCGUCGCCAAGCUUUGCCAGCUGUACAAGGACAGGAACAAGGUGCUGGCUCCCGAGUACGACCGAUUCGGCAUGGUCAUCGAGUCGACCAAGAAUCGACAAGAUCCAUGGCAGACGCGAGCGGCCAUCGCUGUGGCGCUGCGCCACCUAGCUCCUCACCUCCAAGGCUCCGACGUGCCUGCUUUCUUCGAAUUCCUGAUCGAUGGACAAGCGCUCGGAGAUCGCAGCGAGGACGUGCGUCCCAAGAUGCUCGAGGCUGCCACCUACGUGAUCGAUCUCCACGGCAAGCAGCAUCUCUCCAAGCUGAUCGCCAUGUUUGAAGCCUUCUUCAGCAACUCGGCAGGAGCAAAAGCAGACGACGGCAUCACCGAAGCCGUCGUCAUUCUGCUUGGUCGUGAGGCCCGCCAUCUCGAUCCCAAGGAUCCUCGCGUCAGCAAGGUGGUCGAUCGUCUCAUCGACGCUCUCAAGACGCCGUCCGAGCUUGUGCAGUCCGCCGUCGCAGACUGUCUCCCACCCCUCGUGCGAGCCAUCAGCAAGGACGUGCCGCGCAUCUUCACUUUGCUCUUCCGCGAGCUGUUUGACGGCGCCAAGUACGCGGGCCGACGUGGUGCUGCCUAUGGACUGGCCGGUCUUGUCAUGGGUCGGGGUAUCGGCAGCAUCAAGGAGUUCGACGUCAUGAACAAGCUCGCCGACGCUUUCGAAGAUGCAAAGAGUCCGACGCGCCGACAAGGUGUUAUGUUCGCCUACGAAACUUUGACGCUGACGCUCAAGAGACUGUUUGAGCCCUACAUCAUCGGGAUCUUGCCGCAGUUGCUCGCCGGAUUCGGCGAUGUCUCGAGCGACGUGCGCGAGGCGACGCAGGACGCGGCCAAGGCGGUCAUGCAGAACGUAUCUGGCCACUGUGUCAAGAUCAUCCUGCCGACACUGCUGUCUGGUCUUGACGAGAAGCAGUGGAGGACCAAGAAGGGCGCCAUCGAGCUGCUCGGCGCCAUGGCGUACUGUGCUCCCAAGCAGCUGUCGCUCUCGCUGCCGACCGUCAUCCCGCGUUUGAGUGAAGUGUUGACCGACUCGCACACGCAGGUUCGCACAGCAGCCAACAAGAGUUUGAAGCAGUUCGGCGAAGUGAUCAACAACCCAGAGAUCAAGCAACUCGUCCCCGUGCUGCUCAAGGCACUCAUCGACCCCAACACCAAGACCGGCGCGGCACUCAAAGGUGUCCUCGAGACGAGCUUUGUCCACUACAUCGACUCGCCGUCGCUCGCGUUGGUUGUCCCCAUCAUCGACCGUGGUCUCAAGGAGCGCAGUGCGACCAUCCAGAAGGAUGCUGCCCGCAUCGUUGGCAACCUGGCAGGUCUCACAGAUUCCAAGGACUUUGUGCCGUACCUCGGCAAGCUCAUCCCCAUGGUGCGUCUGGUGCUCAUCUCGCCCGUGCCCGAAGCGCGUGCGGUGGCUGCCAAGGCGCUGGGUACGCUCGUCGAGCGUCUCGGAGAAGUGCACUUUGUCGACCUGGUGCCAUCGCUUCUAGGUGUGUUGCGAUCCGAUGCCACCGGUGUCGACCGCCAGGGUGCCGCGCAGGGUCUCGCCGAAGUCUUGGCGGGUCUCGGUAUGGAGCGCAUGGAGAAUCUGCUGCCCGAGAUCAUCAACAGCGCCUCGGACCCCAAGGCUUACGUUCGAGAAGGUCACAUUUCGUUGCUCAUCUACCUGCCGGCCACCUUUGGUCACCGAUUUGCUCCUCAUCUGGGCCGCAUCAUUCCUCCCAUCCUCAGCGGCAUCGCCGACGACGCCGAGACGGUGCGCGAGGCAUCGAUGCGUGCCGGCCGCAUGAUCAUCGCCAACUACUCGUCCAAGGCUGUCGACCUGCUGUUGCCGCAUCUCGAAACGGGCCUGUUCGACGAGGCCUGGCGUAUCCGAAUGUCGUCGCUGCAGCUCACUGCCGACCUGCUCUUCCGAUUGUCGGGCAUCUCGGGCAAGAACGAGGUGGAGGACGAAGGGGUCGAAGAGGACAUCGAGCAGUCGGUUGCCAACAACUCGGUGCAGCGUGCGCUCGUGGAUGCGCUCGGCCAAGAGAGGCGCGACCGCAUCUUGGCGUCGAUCUACAUCGUUCGACAGGACCCCAACAUUCCUGUACGACAAGCGGCCAUCCACACGUGGAAGGCGCUGGUGCACAACACGCCACGCACCGCCCGCGAGGUGCUGCCGACCAUGCUCGACAUUCUCAUCAAGUCGCUGGCCUCGAACGGCGACGAGAACCGCGAGAUGGCGGCCCGAACACUCGGAGAGUUGGUCAAGAAGCUCGGCGAAAAGAUCCUGCGAGAGACCAUCCCCAUCCUGCGCAUGCGUGGUGCCACCUCGGAGGACCCCAAGACGCGAUCGGGUGUCUGCUAUGCCGUCACCGAGGUCUUGGCCAACUCGACGAAGACGCAGCUCGAGGACCACGAGGAUGCCAUCAUCGCGGUGGUGCGACAGGCGCUCGUAGACGAGUCGCAGUCGGUGCGGCAUGCUGCCGCUCAGGCGUUCGAUGCCACACAGACCUACAUCGGCCCGCGUGCCAUCGACGAGACCAUCCCGACGUUGCUCGAGGCGCUCUCGGACACGAGCGGUGGCACGUCCGAGACGGCGCUUGCCGCGCUGCGCGAGGUGAUGCGUGCCCGCUCUGAUGUUGUGUUCCCGGUGCUGGUGCCGACGCUCAUUGCACAGCCUAUCACUUCGUUCAAUGCACGUGCACUUGCCGUGUUGGUGCGCGUUGCAGGCACCGCCCUCAACCGACGCCUUUCGAACAUCCUCACAGCGCUUUCCAAGGCCCUGGACACAGAGAAGGACGAGACGAUCCUCGCGGACCUGCAGACUGCCGUCGAGGCUCUGCUGGGCUCGGUCUCGGACGUCGACGGCCUGCAUCAGACCAUGCUGCUGUUGCUCGGCUGGGCCGGAUCCAAUACGUCGCCGCAGCAACGUGUUGCCGGCUGCAAGUUCUUCAAGGUGUUCUGCCAGGUCAAGAAGCCGUCGGUGGAUGUGUCGGACUACCUGGUAGAUUGGCUGCGCAAGCUGGUGUCGCUUCUCGACGACCCGGUUCCGGCUGUCGUAGACGCGGCGUGGGAAGCGUUGGAAGCCAGUCUCAAGACCGUGAGCAAGGACGAGCUGGAAGGACUGGUCGUACCUCUGCGUCGCAGUCUCGAGAACACGGGCUCUGCGGGCCGUGAUCUUCCAGGUCUUUGCCGACCCAAGGGUGCUUCGCCGCUGGUACCCGUGUUCCUUGCCGGUCUCAUGAACGGCACUCCGGACCAGCGACAGAACGGUGCUUUGGGUCUGUCGGACAUCGUGGAGCGAACGUCGGCCGAUGCCAUCAAGCCGUUUGUCACUUCGAUGAUCGGUCCGUUGAUCCGAUUGUGCGGCGACCGCCAUCCUCCUCCGGUCAAAGCGGCGAUUCUGACGAGCUUGGACACCAUGGUGCGCCGCAUCCCCGCGCUGGUGCGACCGUUCUAUCCGCAGCUGCAGCGAUCGUACCAGAAGGCGGUAUCGGAUGCAUCGAGCGCCACGGUACGUUCCAAAGCCGGAGUGGCGCUGGGCAACCUGAUGGGGUUGCAGACGCGUGUGGAUCCGGUGAUUGUGGAGCUCGUCCAAGGUGCACGAGCCGGUCUGGGCGAGGGAUCUGGUGUCAACGCUGCUGCGGCCUCUGCCGGCUUGGCAGGAGCCGCAGCAGGUGGAUCGACCGAUCCAGCCGACUUGGCCGACUCGUUCGCUGUGGCGCUUGCGCAUGUCCUGUCGAACGCGCCAGCCAAGAACGUCGGCCAGCCGAGCCGCGAAGCCAUCGUGUCGCUGAUCGACGCGUCUUUCUCUGCACCUGCGGGAACGCGCGAUGCGUUCCGAGCCGGCAUGGCCGAGGUGGUGGGUUCGUUGAUCAAGUUGGACGCGGCGUUGGCGUCCGAGGUGUUGCAGAGGCACGUGGUGGGUGGAUCGGGCGACGCGGCACUGCAGUCACAGAGUGUGCGGGCGUGCUUGGAGAAGGAUGCGGUGGCACUGCACGAGCUCGGAUUCGCGGAUGAGCUGGUCAAGCUGGUCAUGUCGUGGAUCAGUCAAGGAUCGUCCAUCUCGAGACCGGCCAAGGAGUCGAGGGAGAUGAUUCGGGAUUCAGACGCCUGGAAGGUUCAGGCCAAGGCUGCGGAUUGGAUCUAG
Pseudozyma hubeiensis SY62 is the source of this 7983-nucleotide messenger RNA. RefSeq names its product likely GCN4 translational activator Gcn1, fragment. Gene Ontology annotation, cellular component: cytosol. The record is from RefSeq and is a predicted model, not a curated record. Gene Ontology annotation, molecular function: protein kinase regulator activity. The transcript has a single exon. Lineage: Eukaryota; Fungi; Basidiomycota; Ustilaginomycetes; Ustilaginales; Ustilaginaceae. Bases 1 to 7983 code for a protein of 2660 amino acids. Gene Ontology annotation, biological process: regulation of translation; cellular response to amino acid starvation.